AUGGCCACAAAAUUCUGCCUUUUUCCUCCACUAAUCGUCCUAACAAUAUUAACUUUCAGCUCUUCUGGAAAUGCUCAAGUGUCAGCUGUUCUCUAUGCUUCUCCACCACCACCAAAUGGAUGUCCCUAUUCUUGCCUUCCUCCACAUACCCCUACCGACUGCCCACCACCACCACCUUCACCACAACCAACAACUCCAACUCCUCCUUCACCGCCACCUUCAGAGCCAGUCGACUACCCUGCACCAGUGGGAUAUUAUUUGCCGCCAGACGGGUAUUUUUUACCUCCACCAGUAUAUGUGAACGGCCCUCCACCUCCUAAUCCAAUUUUGCCGUACCUCCCAUUUUACUACAAGAACCCACCACCACCGUCUGAUUACUCUUCGGCUGCCAGUCAUUAUGCAACAGUCAAGAAGAUGGAGAGCAAGUUAUUUGUACUACUUACAUUUCUCCUUUUCUGGAGUCAGUAA
Molecule: messenger RNA, 468 nt
Organism: Capsicum annuum
Lineage: Eukaryota; Viridiplantae; Streptophyta; Magnoliopsida; Solanales; Solanaceae
Product: extensin-2
Exons: 1
Coding region: 1-468 (155 amino acids)
Source: RefSeq, a predicted model, not a curated record